Messenger RNA from Desarmillaria tabescens, 1398 nucleotides. RefSeq lists its product as uncharacterized. The record is from RefSeq and is a predicted model, not a curated record. Bases 134 to 1081 code for a protein of 315 amino acids. The transcript has 23 exons. Lineage: Eukaryota; Fungi; Basidiomycota; Agaricomycetes; Agaricales; Physalacriaceae.
UUCUCCACAUGUGCCCAAAUUUUAUUGUUAUGGCAAAUGAUGGGGGUACACAAGGAGGGGAAAUCGCCGAGUUGGUCUUUUCUUUUCACCCCAGUUUCCUCCAGCGUCUCUUGGUCUCUCGUACACGAAGAAAAUGAGUACGGCAACGGCAAUUCCUCCUCUAGACAACACGAUGGGAGCUCUUCUCGUUGGUGUCUUAUUCUCUACUGCACUAUGGGGUACCACUUGCGUGCAAACCUUUUCGUAUCUCAAUCGCUAUUGGAGACUUGACACUCUUGGCUUUCGGAUUCUUGUUCUUGCAACAUUCGCUAUGGAUACUUUGCAUGAAAUUCUAAUAUGCCAUACCAUUUAUACCUACUUGGUUUCAAAUUUCGCCAAUCCAGCGCAGCUGGAGAUAGUCGAAUGGAGCAUUCUCGUCGAAGUCGUAGCAUCAGCGUGUGUAGCAUUGAUGGUCCAGUCAUUCUUCACCUAUCGUGUUUGGAUAUUGAGCCACAAAAAUCUCUAUCUCAUCCUAUUCCUGGGCUCUCUCGUCGGCGCGGAAUUUUUUGUGUGCAUAGCAUACUUUGCAAAAUCAUGGUCCGUGGAGGUCUACUCCGAUUCGUAUAAAGUCAGGUCGUUGUCACAAUCAAUGAAUGCGCUUGCCGCAGCAGGAGAUUUGGCGAUCUGCGGAUCGCUUAUAGUCUUACUGCAUCGUUCCAAGUCUGGAAUGAAAAGGUCGGACGCGAUGAUGAACAAGAUGAUCCUCUUUACAAUGAACACCGGGUUGCUCACAAGCAUCUGCGCCAUCAUGUCUCUCAUCAUGAUUUUGGUUUAUCCUAAUACAUUUCUUUACAUCACAUUCUUUUUCAACCUUUCGAGACUGUAUUCCAAUUCUCUUCUGGCAACUCUCAACGCGCGCAGAGGUAUGAAGACGACUGUGGAUGGCUCGGCACUGGGAGCCUCCUUCACCUUGGAUAGCGAUGGCAGACGUGUGCCUAUCUCCGCGGAGAGCGCUUCUAAACCCAGACACAUUGUAAUCAACCGCAAUGUAGACGUUGAGGUGCUCGGAGACUACGAGAUGGAUUCUGUUACGUCAAUUUGACUCAAAGCCGAAAUAAGGCAUUCCUAUUCUCAGCGUGCUGAGCACUUAAAAACACAAAUUCAGCAGUGGUAGUGGCCUCGGGCCCUUGUUUUAAAGGACAUGAAAACGGGUUCUACUAACACCUUCACAAUUAAUGGUAUCUGGAAGCGUUAGCUCCUUAUUUAAGUUUUGUUUCGUGGCUUGCAGUGUACGAUGAUCUCGGUGCUGGACUAUUUUCUCUACAAAUUUUGGAAUAAAUUUAAAUAAAUAAAUAAGAAAUUCAGCAUUGCACAUGAUCCUUCCUCUCUUUCUUUCUCACCACCACGUUCUCGAAUAUU